CUCACAUUAGCGUAGCGAUGGGCGCCUCGGGCUUUGUCUCUAUUGUGUCGUCAUUUGCAGCUAUUGUCCUCCUCGUUGCUGCUCUUGGCUUUAUUCCCUGGAUCCACAUGACCUUGGUGUUUGGAGCCACCGAGUCGUCACGCUCGCACGUGGGGCUGCUCUCGGUCACUGUCCCACACAACGCCCUCUUUCCGUUCCAGGUCCAGGUGACGCUGAGAGACUACGUCGAGUUCUUCCAGUCAGCCCGCGACUCGCUCGAUACCAACCAGCCCUCGCUGCAGCCACUGGUGGACUACGGCGGCCUGGCUUUUGCGGGCCUGAUUGCAUCGGCGUUGUUUUCGGGCCUCGCCAUUGUUGGCGCCGUCUUUGUCCUCGUCGUCGGAAACCAGGCCGGGAAAGAUACCGUGUCCAAGGCCACCCGUGCGGGCGUGGUCGUCUCGCUUCUAGCCAUGCUCUUCUCGCUCGGCUCGGCGCUGGUGUGGAUGCUUGUCGCCGUCAACGACAUCUCGUACGAUUGGGCUGCUGGUCCGUGGCUCGUCAUCGGUGCCUCCAUCAUCCAGUUUGUCGCCUUUGUCGCCCUCUCCUCCGCCAUCCGCGGUGUUCGCACCGGGAACUACUCGCCGCUGCUCUCGCUGCAGUUUGGCUCGGCCUCACCAUCGCGGCGCUCCUCGGGUGCCCUCUCCGAGGACUACUACGCCCUCCGGUGAUCGAAAACACUCACCACCGGUUUACCACCCAUGCACACAUCAGAGUCCACCCAUCGAUCCACGACAGCCAGCCAACCACAUCAUGACGUCAUUCGCUCAUGCUGGCAGCGCUCGGUUGUGUUGCACGGCAUCGGACGCGGAAUCUUUGACGUGGAGUUUUCAGCCGAAGCGAGUGCAUCGCUUGUCUCGGGAC
Molecule: messenger RNA, 900 nt
Organism: Thecamonas trahens ATCC 50062
Lineage: Eukaryota; Apusomonadida; Apusomonadidae
Exons: 2
Coding region: 18-707 (229 amino acids)
Source: RefSeq, a predicted model, not a curated record